Messenger RNA from Xenia sp. Carnegie-2017, 1798 nucleotides. RefSeq names its product inactive peptidyl-prolyl cis-trans isomerase FKBP6-like. The record is from RefSeq and is a predicted model, not a curated record. The transcript has 14 exons. Gene Ontology annotation, molecular function: protein binding; peptidyl-prolyl cis-trans isomerase activity. The coding region runs from base 152 to 1588 and encodes 478 amino acids. Lineage: Eukaryota; Metazoa; Cnidaria; Anthozoa; Malacalcyonacea; Xeniidae.
CGUGUUGAGCAAGUCUAGCCCAGAGCCAAAGCCAAUGGUCUUGGCAAUGCUACUAUUCAUGUGGUAUUUAGAUAGUAAAUAAUUACGAUCAAUAAACUAUAAAAAGAAGCGUAUUGCUCUUUUCACAAGCUGUAGUUAUAUCGACGCAGGAAUGGAUUUAAUAGACUCUGCGGAAGAGGACUUUUCCAGACGGUCAAUGAUAUAUAACACAAUUCAUCGUCCAAAUGUGAUCCUCAAAGAUGGUUUCGAACCAAGCCAUCUUCUUGGACAAGGCAUAGAUAUAGAAAUAAAGGAAAACUAUAGAGAAGAUUCAGAGGACGAAGAAGAUGAAAGUGCAAAAUUUUUUGAUGGUGAAGAGAUGUUGUCAGUUGUUGAUUAUGAAUGCAUUGAUGGUACAUCGAGUUCAAAUACCAACUCAGAUAAAUCGCCUUUUGAACUUAUCAAAGAGAAAAUGACAAAAAUUACCAAUGACGAUGGAGUAUGGAAAAUGUUAGUCAAAAAUGGAACUGGUCCAAUGGUCCCAGAUGGUGCAAUUUGUCGUUUGCACUACAGCGGUUAUUUGGAGUACAGAGAUGAACCAUUUGACUCUACACGUCUUAGAAACAAACAAGAUCAAUUGAAGCUAGGAAUGGGAGAGUCACUUAGAGGAUUUGAUGUUGCUGUGGCAACAAUGAAGAAGGGAGAGAUUUCGAAGUUCUUAUUUUCUCCAUCUUAUGCCUACAAAAAAAUGGGCUGCCCUCCCAGGGUACCACCUGAUGCUACAGUUCUUUUUCAAAUUGAGCUUGUGAGUUUUAUUGAUCAAGGAGCUUCUGAUGAAUUCUCAGAAUUUUCAAUGGAUGAACAGAAAAAGGCCACAUUUGAAAAUAUUUAUGAAGUUGCACAAUCUUUUAGACAGAGUGGCAAUGAUUUGUUUAAAAGAAAUGAAUUUUACACAGCUGUUAAAAAAUAUGAUAAAGGCAUCCGUAUACUGGAAGGUAGUCGACUACGCAAUUCUUCAGAAGAAAAACAAAUGAAUGAUUUAUUGCUUUUGCUGUUCAUGAAUGCUGCAUUAUGUUCGUUGAAACUUGGUCAAGGAAAUCGUACAAAGAAAUAUUGUCGUAAAGCUUUAGAGUUUGAUCCAAAGAAUAUCAAGGCAAUGUUUCGGCUAGCUCAGGGUUAUCAAAAGGAAGGAGAGUUUGAAAAAGCUCGGGAAUGGUUCUUACGUUCACAGAAACAGGAACCUAACAAUUCAGAAAUACGAGCAGCUCUCCAAAAAUUAGACCAGGACGUUAAACGUUGGAGACUAAGCGAGAAAAAAAUGUGUCAAAAAAUGUUUGUGAAAAAGGGUCAAGAUUCGUCAGUUGAUGAAACAGUCACAAAAAAAACAGAAGAUCGAAAUUUAAGUGAUAUAAACGAAGAAGUUAAAGCCUUUAUGUUACAACGUUUAAAAGGUUUUAACAAUGAUGAAAAUCAAAGGGAAUUGGUAUUUCCACCAUCUUUGACUGUAAAUGAAGUAAAUUUUCUUGUUGAAGAGGCAAAAGCAAUGGAUUUAAAAUGCAUUACACCCACAAAAAAGAUGAAUCAUCUAAAGAUUGAAAAACUGGAAUGAAUUAAAAGAAAUCUAAUAUGUGAAGACUCUUGUUUUUUUUUUGUGUUUACUUUCUUAUCAUACUUCAUAAUUAAAAAACAUUCAUCAAAAAAGGAAAAGGAAGAUGCUCGGCCAUGAUUUUCACAGAAGAUAUUGUCUUAUGAACUUUAUCAAAUGUAUAUAAUAGUUGUCUUUUUGGUUAACAAUGUGACUGAGUUGACUCCUUCUUCA